This is a messenger RNA of Pantherophis guttatus, 826 nucleotides long. The record is from RefSeq and is a predicted model, not a curated record. NCBI's taxonomy places the organism in Eukaryota, Metazoa, Chordata, Lepidosauria, Squamata, Colubridae.
GAGGGCGAGUCGCCGCCCCGCCGUCGCCGUCGCCGUCGCCGCCGCCGCCCCUCUUCCCUUAAGUCUCAGUCUUCGGUCAAAGAAGGCAGCCGGGCGUCGCCUGCAUCCGAACUUCUGCUCGAAGCCGAAUCGCUGCACGAAGCCGAAGUCAAAGUUCCCACCAUCGUUGGUCCUUUGUAUUUAUCCUGGACCCCCGAGGAGGUGGCUGAAUGGAUCGGCGCUUUGGGCUUUCCUCAGUACAAGAGUGUUUUACUACAAAUUUUAUCUCAGGACGGAAACUCAUACAUGUAAACUGUUCAAAUCUGCCACAGAUUGGGAUUACUGAUUUUGAACAUAUGAAGGAAAUUUCAAAGCAUGUACGAGAAUUGCUGAAAAUUGAGGAACCCCGUUUUGAAAGAAGUAUCUCUCUCCCACCUCGAGAUAACAUUGGGUUGUUCUUAGAACAGAAGUCUCGAACUGGAAAGCGCAGUGAUGCUCUUAGUUAUUCCCAGUUUAUUGAAGAAGCAAGGUUACAAGAUUAUGAACCAAAGCCUCCAACUCCACUAUAUGAAGAACUACAGCCUUCAACUCCAUCCUAUGAAGAACUACAACAAGCCAGUUCAUUUUUCUCAAGAUAAGAGAAAGUAUUUAUUGUUCACAUAUUUCAGAUAUUACAUGUAACUUUUUCUGCAUUUCUACUUCAGUUUUCACAGGGAACAAAAUUGUAUAUGGAUGCAGUUUAACCAGUAUCCUAAUCCUAAAUAUCAUGGAGGAAGAGCUUACUGAUGGAUGCAAAACAGAAAAUUUUGCACAUCAGUAUUGCAAAAUAAAGUCAUGUGUGAACACA